AUGUAUGGCCUCCGGUUCUCAGGGGUGUUCUUCAGCAAGCGCUCCGUUCCAACAGCAAGCGAAAUCCUGUUCAGCGAGAACGAUAUCUUCCAUCUGAGCAAUUCAGAGAUGAACAUCAUGAAGUUCAGUGAGUUCCAGCAGCUAAUGCUCGAUGCGGGCGUUGUGGAUGUGACCCCACGAUCGCCGGGUCAAGACCCUCGCGCAACUCCUCUGGUGGCAUUCUUCGUGGAUGAGCGGAUCGUUGAGCUCAUCCUCCGCCACUGGUUUGCAGCCUAUGACUCGGAUGCAGAUGGGAUGCUUCAGCUGGAGGACUACGCUCGUUUGGUCGCCGACUACCAGCUCCCGCUCACGGCCUCUGAUGAGGUAUAUACGCGCGCCACACGUGACCACCAUGGGGGCCUGGACUUGCUUGACUUUCAAUCCCUUCUGGAGAAGUCAAGUGCCUUGGCCAUAGGCACAUCCAUUGAAAAGGAUGACGACAUGGGGAGGAUGUGGCGCGUGAUGGAGCCUUCCCAACAGUUUGUCCCACCAAGUCGAGUCUUCGUGGCAGACGGCCGUUGUGGCUCGUCACCACCGCUUCGUCAUGGGCAUCUACGAUUCGUGUGCCUGUCUGACACGCAUGGCCAACAUCGUGAAUUGUCUUCUCGGCUGCCUCCCGGCGAUGUCCUGCUGCAUGCAGGUGAUUUUUCGACGGAUGGAGGUUUGGAAGAGGUGCUAGACUUCGCUGCGUGGAUCCGAUCGCUGCCCUAUGCUCACAAGCUUCUGAUUGCCGGCAACCAUGAUUUGCCAAUGGAUGUUGGCUACCGGGGUGGCAAGGUCAAAGACAGGGCCAGCGACGUCCGUUCCGCUUUCCUGGCCUCGUUGGCAGAGGGCGAUGGCGUCACAUAUCUCGAAGAUGCUGAGAUUGAGAUAGGUGGAAUCCGAAUAUACGGGACGCCGUGGCAGCCCGAAUUCAUGGACUGGGCUUUCAACAUGCCUCGCAAUGAAAUUGGCGAGAAGUGGAAGGCCGUGCCCGCGGGUGUCGAUGUCUUGCUGGUCCAUGGCCCUCCCCUGGGCCGGGGCGAUGCGCUUCUGCCAUCCUUGCGGCGGAGGGGAUGCGCUGAACUUCUUUCGCAAGUGCAGGACCGGAUUCGGCCCCAGUUCUGCGUCUUCGGCCACAUCCACGAGGGUGCGGGUGUCACGUUCGAUGGCACCACUCACUUUGUCAAUGCUUCCUCCAUGAAUGAACACUACCAGUGUAUCCACGCACCGCUUGUUUUCGACAUUGGCACGACGGACGAGGAAAAAGUGAAGUAG
This is a messenger RNA of Symbiodinium pilosum, 1296 nucleotides long. NCBI's taxonomy places the organism in Eukaryota, Dinophyceae, Suessiales, Symbiodiniaceae. The record is from the annotation of a GenBank genome assembly.